AUGUAUGCGAGUAAACGUCGGCAGCGCAAUUUCAAAAGGUAAGACAAUUUUCUUACAAUUAAUUACUCCCUCAUUCCUUUUUCAAAUUUCGUCAGCAUAAUCAUCUUAAGAAGCACCUACCGUAAUCCUCAAUUCCUUCUUCUCUCUCUCUUUCUCUCUCUCUCGAAAUCCAUCGGAAAUUCUGUCCUCAUCCUCGUCGUCGUCGCUUCUCGACACUUUCACUAAAUAUUGUUGUCUUCUAGUGGAAUGUUGAAUGUCGAAAUAGGGAUUGAAGUUCUUAGAAGAAACGGAAGAGUAGACGAUAAUUUUUAGAAAAGACGGUGCUAGAAUAUGUUCCAACUUCAACUAGUUAGUGUAAAGGAUAAUUUCUAAUAUCAGAAUGUGACCUUGAAAGCGAAUAACGUAUGCCUAGACAGACAGAAAAAAAGAAUAUAAUUCAGACAUAAAUAUCCAAAAAUUAAUUCUACAAGCACGUUCUAGACCUGGUCAUCUGCCCGUAAGGAACCUGAUGCUCAGCUCUAUUAUAUUCCACGAAAAAUGAAAUAUAGAAAGAAAAAAGUGAAUUCUGAAAAAGCCGGCAGCCGGAAGACAUCGUGCUUCUAGUGGCAGAUCAGCCGUCGCGACUGGGAUCCGACCGCCUCCGGGAUGUUCGUGCCAUGCGCUCAGAUGUGCGUGAGACACGGAAACUGUGCGUGAGGUACACUCUCCGCUCUCCGUCGUCGCAGUGCUGCUCGCGCCGUCGCACUGUCUCGGCGUCGUCGGAUCGCGUGCUUUCUCACGACGACUCGCAUAUCGUGACAAUGAAGACUUCGGCGGUCCCGAUGGCCGGAGAGAGCGGAUGAUUCGGCGGGCGGACGCACACGCAAAACUACUAAAACGCACGCCAGUUUAUCCAGAAUCCCAAGAGUCACUCUUCCAACAGUCUUACUUUGUCGUUUUCCUUCUCCGAUUCAUCUGUUGCUUCGCCAUUUUUCGCUCUCCACCAGAUGGUCUACAAUUAGACAAGGCGCGACAAACAUUCCGUGAAGAUGACCAUACGAAAUCUCUCAUCCUCGAGAAUUAAUUGCCCUCGGUUUCCUAGAAUUCGUGAGUGUUUUCCAUCGGAGCCAGGUGUGCGAUUACACGGACACGGACACGCCAUAUCUAGGAUGGAUGAAAAAAGUAUAUAACUGCGGGAGGGGGGACAGAUAAUCAUACGUGUCUUGGGGAUGGAGACACCUGUCUUUAUGUGGAAAAUGUGUGACAUGUUUCAGGGUCCGCGAUCCGCCCAAAGCGCUUACCAACACGAAUCCGUCGAAACGACACAGAGAACGGUGAGGAUCUGUAUCAACAUUAAAUCAACUUUUGUUUCAGACUGAAUGGCGAGCUCGAGACGGUGGCGAUGCUACUUCCGUACGACGGCUCCACGAUCAGCCGGCUCGACAAACUCUCCGUGCUCCGGUUGGCCGUCAGUUUUCUGCAAUGCAAAGCUCACUUCCAAGGUAUCGUAACUUUCGAAUGAUGCAACCGUAUCCUCAUUAUGUCACAAUGCAUCCGUCCUUUUCUUGCGUUCCGCCCGUCUCAGAAGUCUCGCUGAUGCAAUGUUGACUUCGAAAGGUGCCAAUUACUUCCCGUGCGAGCUGUCACAUUCCUUCCGUAACCACUCGAUGAUGAUGACCGUAUCCUUGACACUCUCUGCGUCUCUCUAGUUUCCGUGGUCUCUCGCAGUCCAUGUUUAUAUAGGAAUAGGUAUCAUGAUCAUCUUGACAUCUUCGUGAUACUUGAUACGCGAACCUGGCUAUUAGAAUUCAAUUCGAUCUACGUAUGGAGGGACUGAUUCUGAUUAACUUCUGCAAACAGAGAAUCAGAAAUGGUUCGGCCGUUUAGUAGUCGUCAUGUCAUGUUCGUCGUUGUCAUCGUCGACGCCUACAUAAUUCACUCGCUUCUUUUUCGGCUGCCAACAGAUGCGACGGCGAGAGAGCGUUCGGAAUGAAGAGAACCGAGACGAGGCAUACGGUAGGAGGCGGCAAUUAGAAGAAGAAGAUGCUCUGCUUGCUCCCCUCUUCUGGUCGCAUGUAUGUUAUGUCUCAAGUGAUAAAUUGGUCAUCUCGAUUGAAUGCGUGAUGAUGGGGCGGAGGAGGAGUAAGAGAAAGGGACGGAAUGAAUGGAAAGAAAGCGAGGGAUCGGGGGACUUCAAAUUGAAUGAGGGCGGAUACGGUAGAAUUUCUGCUGAUAAUUUUCCAAUACUUAUUCCAGCGUGUCUGCAUAACUCGCAGUUUCUCUCUGCCGGAUUCCCGAUGUCGACGCACUCGUACUCCUAUCAGCCGCACGCUCCGAUGCCGUUCUCCAACAAAGUUCCGACAAUAUUCGAUCCUCGGAUCGGAACUCCAAUGCUCGACCCGGAAGAGGCAAACUUCGAGGAGAUUGCAUUGAAAUCGCUCGGAGGCUUCAUCUUGCUGCUCAACGAUAACGGAGAGAUCUAUUAUGCAUCGGAGAAUGUGGAGGGGUACUUGGGAUUCCAUCAGUCCGAUGUUCUGCACCAACCCAUCUACGAUCUGAUUCACUCCGAAGAUCGGGAUGAUAUCCGUCAGCAACUUGAUAUAAACUUCCACAUUCCGACUUCUUCCGCUUCUAAUCACUUUGAUAUUUUCGCUCAGCGUAAGAUCUCCGAUCCCAAGACUCUACUGAACUGCUCAGAUUUUCAGAAAACUCUAAAUAUCUGGAGCGCAACGUCAAUGCCAGAUUCCGGUGUCUUCUUGAUAACACGUGCGGGUUUUUGGUAAUCCGUUCCAUUCCCAGUGACUUCCUCUUAUCCGCGCCUUUCCAGAGAAUCGACAUGCGCGGAAAGCUGAUGUCUCUGCACGGACUUCCUUCUUCCUACGUGAUGGGAAGAACUGCCUCGGGCCCAGUUCUCGGAAUGAUUUGUGUGUGCACGUCAGUUCAGAUCGAAAACUAUUCUGGCAACUUUUCGUUUUGUUUCAGACCAUUUGUUCCGCCCUCGAAUUCUGACAUGACGUCGGAAGAUAUGAUUCUAAAAACUAAACAUCAACUGGAUGGAUCGCUUGUUUCCAUGGAUCAGAAGUGAGUAAAGAGAGAUGUUAAAGAAUAAUUGGGGAAGUUCAGAGUCUAUGAAAUGCUGGAAAUCAGUGAAUCGGAUCUUCCGAUGCCACUCUACAAUCUGGUGCAUGUGGAAGACGCCGUGUGCAUGGCUGAAGCACACAAAGAAGGUACCAUUUUCAGUUUCGAGAAGGAUUUCAUUUUGUGCCCUAUUUCAGCCAUCAAAAAUGGGUCCUCUGGUCUCUUGGUCUAUCGAUUAGUGAGCACGAAGAGCCGAAGGACCUACUUUGUUCAAAGCUCCUGCCGUCUCUUCUACAAAAACAGCAAACCAGAGUCGAUUGGCUUGACUCACAGACUUCUGAAGUAAGGGAAACUGGAAAAAUUCUACUUAUGAAUGUGAUAUUUGCAGUGAAGUGGAAGGAACGAUGCUUUUGGAAAAGAGGAGUUCGCUGAAGGCAAAGCUGCUCUCGUUCGACGACUCGUUCCUCCAAUCGCCGAGAAACCUGCAGUCCACGGCGGCGCUUCCACUUCCAGCCGCGUUGAAAGAAGAGGAGGAGUGGUGAGUUGGGCAGAUUCAAAAAAGUUCAUGCUUCAUCGUUUCACAUUUCAGUCUGGAGCCCUCCACAUCGAACGGACUCUUCUCCGCUCACUCCGUUCCCGUAAUGCCGCCUCCCUCGAAGCCUCGGCGUCGGAAAGAAGAAGCGCCGCGCGCGGAGAUGAUUCCUCUGGCCGCUUCAAUCCACACUCCAGCUGCUCCGCAUCCUGCUCACUUCGAAAUGGCAAUGUUCGAUCCGUCGUGGAGUGCGCAUCAUCCGAUUCCUGCCACGUGGGCACACGAUGUCUAUCAUCAUUAUCCGCCAGCGGCAAUCGCCUAUCCCCAUCACGUUCCUCCGGUUGUCGGCUAUCCGGAUGUACCAAUUUCGAACGUUGACUAUGCCACGUGGCAUCAGAAUGGUGGGAAUGCGUUCAGAAGUCAAAAAAACGGAAGUUAAUUUUCAGAAUUGCACAUGCAAAUGUCCUCAAUUCCACACGGAUUCGCACCGGAAUCCGGAAAGGUGAGAAGGAAGAAACUGGCGGAUUAGAAAGGGAUUUCAGAAGAAUUCAAUUUUGACGGAGCCACAUGGCUUUGAGUUUUUACAACUUUAACCAAAUGUUAUUCUGCUUUUUACCAGUUACCAGUUAUCAAUUAGUUUCCCAGUUAUCUUGAACUAAGCAUUCAAAAGUUGUUUCAAAAGUAUUCCAUUACAUUUCCAUACAUUCUUCUAGAUACUGCCACACCCGACGAUGCACCAUUUCCCGGAAUACGCGGUCACGGUCCCCGCGCAUCUUCAUCACCCUUUGAAACAAGACAAUUUCCAUUUAAUCUCCGAAGUUUCCAAUCUGUUGGGCAACUAG
Molecule: messenger RNA, 4431 nt
Organism: Caenorhabditis sp. 36 PRJEB53466
Lineage: Eukaryota; Metazoa; Nematoda; Chromadorea; Rhabditida; Rhabditidae
Source: the annotation of a GenBank genome assembly